Erigeron canadensis is the source of this 1562-nucleotide messenger RNA. Its product is annotated as probable serine incorporator. The record is from RefSeq and is a predicted model, not a curated record. The transcript has 14 exons. Lineage: Eukaryota; Viridiplantae; Streptophyta; Magnoliopsida; Asterales; Asteraceae. Gene Ontology annotation, cellular component: membrane. Bases 101 to 1390 code for a protein of 429 amino acids.
UACAGCACAAAAGGAGGCAAGCAGAGCAGAAGAAACUAAUUAACAUGAUAUCAGGAUCCAAGGAGCCUCACUAAAUUCCUUCUGCUCUCAUUGGCACCGGAUGGCUGAGCCCGGAGACAUGAUCGAAGAUGAAGUGUUUGUAGACAUCAAACUCAGCGAUGAUGCUGAGAUUGGUCAGUUGGAGAUUAUGCAACGGAGAAGUAGCAGUAGCAUAGAGUGUUUAGUGAGGAAGAAGAGGUCACUUAGAGGCCGGUUUACAUAUGGCAUUAUCUUCUCAUUGAUAAAUCUUGUAGCUUGGUUUCUUCGUGACUAUGGCCACAGGGUUUGUCUUGAUCAUUUCCAUAUAGUUGUUAUUAGAGCUUGUGGACCAGAGGGCCAUGAAUGUUUCCAAACGAUGGGGGUUCUUCGCGUGAGCUUGGGAUGCUUUAUAUUCUUCUUUAUGUUGUUUCUAACCACGUGUGGUACAGCCAAGCUGUUUAGCCUUCGGAAUACAUGGCAUUCUGGAUGGUGGACCAUUAAGUUUGCCAUAUUGAUGAUCACUCUUGUGAUUUCCUUCUUCAUCCCCUCGGAUUAUGUUCAUUUAUAUGGUGAACUUGCUCGAGUUGGUGCAGGGAUUUUUCUGCUCCUUCAACUUGUAAGCGUGAUUGAGUUCAUAGCAUGGUGGAAUGCUUACUGGAUGCCCGAGGAAACAAAGAAGCAAAGCUCGUGUUGCGGAUUAUUCAUGUCGACGCUGUUUUAUAUGGCUUGUUUAUGCGGGAUUAUAAUGAUGUAUGCAAUGUAUGCAUCCAAACCAUCCUGCACCCUCAACAUAUUUUUCAUCACAUGGACGGCUAUUUUGCUUCUGGUCAUGGUGGUUAUAUCUUUGCAUUCAAAGGUAAAUAAAGGCCUUCUAUCAUCAGGAAUCAUGGCAUCUUAUAUUGUUUUCCUCUGUUGGUCUGCUCUAAGAAGUGAGCCUGCCGACGAGAAAUGCAGUCCUCAAAAGAAUGAAAACAAACAUGUUGACUGGAUGACUGUUCUAGGCUUCCUUAUCGGGGUUUUUGCCAUUGUCAUGGCAACAUUUUCCACUGGGAUCGAUUCACAAACAUUUCAGCGGAAGAAACAAGAAGAUAGAAAGGAAGACGAUAUCCCAUAUAGAUAUGGAUUUUUUCACCUGAUAUUCUCCUUGGGGGCUAUGUACUUUGCUAUGCUUUUCAUCAGCUGGAAUCUCGACGACAGCUCCACCAGAAAAUGGAGCAUAGAUGUCGGGUGGGCAAGCACAUGGGUGAAAAUAGUUAAUGAAUGGUUUGCCGCCACCCUAUAUUUAUGGAAAUUGAUAUCUCCAAUUGUAAGACAACCCAAGAUCAUGAAUUAUGAUGAACAACCUCAAGAGCAUCAGCAAGAUUCAAAUUAAGUAGUGCAUAUAUGCUGUGUUAUGAGUCGUCGUCAAUAUUCAAGUGAAACAUUGUAAAAGUAACCUGCCUACUUGCAUUAUAUAUAAUGUUAGUUUUUCUUUUGUUUAUAUUGGUCGCGAUCAUAUCGUUGAUUAAUGGAUUGAUCUGCACAUGUACUACUAAUUAAAUGAA